ACGUUUUGCGUCUCUCUCGAGGCGAGGAAUCCACGCGUGCCGGGAGGCCCAGCUUGGCAGAUCGAAAUCCUCACGGGUUUGUGCUUCGAUUGCAAAUCCUCGUCUUCCUCGUCUGUGUGCGCGGCGCCGCUGCUCUUUCUUCGUAGCCCUGAGCACUGUGAAGAAAUUCCCCUUUGUCCCCCCCCCCCGCCCGGAGCCCCAGUUUUCUUGUCAGUCUCUCCAGUUCUCGUCGCUCUAAUCUUCUCGUCGUCUGUCCUCUUUGGUCUCCCGUCUCCCUGCUGUGGCGUCUCGCUCUCCUCUGUUCCUGUCGCUCCGCGACCCUUCCGUUCGCGCUCCUCUCUGUCUUUCCCUCCCUCUUGCGCGUCUCUUCCUGCCUUUGCGCCUCCUCUCUCUCUGCGUUUCCUGCUCCCUUCAUUCUCUGAAAGUCGAGAUGUCUCGCCUGGUGCGUCCGUCUCCGACGGCCGCUCGUGCUCGUCGCGCGGCCGCGUCGCUGGCUGCGUCUUCGCACCUGUGCCCUUUCUUGUCUCGACACACGAACCAGUCUCUGACCUCGCUCUUUCCGUUUCGCGCCUUUUGCCCGGUAGCCUCGAAAUUCGACUCCUCCACGCUGCCUGCAGUCAUGCGCGCCACCACUCUCAACCACCAGCAUUUUCCGCCGUCUCCUGCGCCCUCUGCAGCCGCAGGCCUCGAGAGCCGCGGCGACGCCUUGGGCUCCACGGACGCUCUGACCGCGGCCGCGCCGGUGGCUUCUCUGCUGGAGUCGAAGGCGGACUUGGAGGGUCUCGAGGGCGAGGCGGCGGGCGCUUCGGCGCUGUCUCCGUUCUUCUACGAGCAGCGUUUCACGGCGGCCAUAAACGAACUGCAUGCAGAGGGCCGCUACCGCGUCUUUGCGCAGCUGCAGCGGAAGCGCGGGGCGUUCCCGACCGCGGCGAUCUUCUUCGACCGACAAAGCGGCUGGGAGGGCGACGCAGAGUCUGCGGGAUCUGGAGCCCAAGGUGCUCGCGAGGCCGCCGCGGCGUCGCCGAACGCAGAGGGAGGCACAGAGAUACGGAGAGAGGCGGCAGGCGCACCAGGCGCGCAAGAAGAAGCGGACAGGUGGAUGUGUCAAUCGGUCAACGAAGAAGCAUCUGAAACUGUCGCUUCCGAGGCCGUCGCCAAUGUCGCGAAACAGCUCUCGCAGACUGAAGUACAGCUGUGGUGCUCGAACGACUACCUAGGCAUGGGUCAGAACCCAGUCGUCAUUCAAGCAGCCCACGAGGCGUUGGACGCCGCAGGCGCGGGAGCUGGAGGCACACGCAACAUCAGCGGAAAUUGCACCUUCCACUUGGAGCUCGAACGCGAGCUGGCUGCUCUCCACGGCAAGGAAGCGGCCCUCCUCUUUACCUCCGGGUACGUGGCGAACGAGGCGACGCUGUCGACUUUGGGGAAGUUGCUUCCGAACUUGCACAUUUUCUCUGACGAGAAAAACCACGCGUCCAUCAUUGCAGGCAUUCGAGGCGCGCGCUGCGCGAAGCGUAUUUUCCGGCACAACGACCUGAUUCACUUGGAGAGCUUGCUCGCUGCGGCCCCGGCGGAUGUCCCGAAGCUGAUUGUCUUCGAGAGUAUCUACAGCAUGGACGGCAGUGUGGCGCCUGUGAAGGAGAUCUGUGACUUGGCAGAAAAAUUCAACUCUCUCACGUACAUCGAUGAAGUCCACUCCGUCGGCAUGUACGGCCGAACGGGCGGCGGCGUUACUGAACAGUCCGGACAGCAACUGCGCGUCGACCUCAUCAAUGGGACGCUGGCGAAGGCUGUCGGCGUCUUCGGCGGCUACGUGGCGGGUAUGGCAACUCUGAUCGACUGCAUUCGUUCGUAUGCAGCCGGUUUCAUCUUCACGUCCUCAGUGCCGCCGGCCGUGGCGGCGGCGGCAACCGCUUCGAUCAGAUACCUUCGUCGUUCGUCCACCGAGCGGUACCUUCAGCAGUUGCGCGCGACGCAGCUGAAGACGCUUCUGCUGUCUCGGGACUUCCCCGUUCUCCUGAAUCCGAGCCACAUUGUCCCCCUUCUUGUCGGUUGCCCGAUUGCAUGCAAACGCGCUUCCGACCUCCUGCUCCACGAGCACAAGCUGUACAUACAGCCCAUCAACUACCCCACAGUGCCUCGAGGUUCGGAGCGCUUGCGCGUCACUCCGGGGCCUCUCCACUCCUACGACGACGUCCUCAAUCUUGUAGAUGCUCUUGACCAGGUCUGGAGUGUGUUGGGAUUGAUGCGCGCGACCGCGUUCAAGGAGCAGCGGGGCCUCUUGGUGGGGCCGCAUGCAGUGGAGAAGAGAUUCCCCUCCGAGACGCCUCUGUGGGGAUCUGGAGAAGCGAGCGUGGAGGCCGGACUGCGCGAGUGUGAAGAGAAGAGUGGGGAGUCUGCGAAAGAGUUGCUGCGUAUGCUUCUUGAAGCCCAGUUUUUCUUCUCAGAGCGACAACCGGACAAGCAACAGGUGCAUGCAGUCGACAAGCUGCGCGACUCUGCCUCCAGUGGCGCCUCUUGCGCGUCUUCUCUCUUUCUCUCUCGGGAGAGAGACGGAUGGAACGAAAGAAAAGAGGGUGCUUCUCCUCAGGCCGCGGAAGUGGCGGACGCUGAAAGACUCUGGACAGAGGGAAGGGAGGGUGAAGCGGUAGGAGUCGCGUCUCGGGGUCGCGUCGAAGUUCGCGCCUAGGAUGCGGGCGUUUAAAAAUGCUGGGACCUCAACAGAUUUCAAACUGAAUAUGGCGAAACCAUCAAAAGCCGCCGAGGAGGGAAGAAUGUGCGUGGUGAUCGACUCGUCAAAACUUGGUUGUCUGAACCUUGUAAUGGUCCGUAUUCAGUAUUCGAGGUACUCUGAUUAUUUGUUCA
This is a messenger RNA of Toxoplasma gondii ME49, 2865 nucleotides long. RefSeq names its product 5-aminolevulinic acid synthase domain-containing protein. Gene Ontology annotation, molecular function: 5-aminolevulinate synthase activity; pyridoxal phosphate binding. Lineage: Eukaryota; Apicomplexa; Conoidasida; Eucoccidiorida; Sarcocystidae. The coding region runs from base 431 to 2689 and encodes 752 amino acids. Gene Ontology annotation, cellular component: mitochondrion. Gene Ontology annotation, biological process: heme biosynthetic process. The transcript is spliced from 8 exons. The record is from RefSeq and is a predicted model, not a curated record.